AUGCUGUCUGAGGAAUUCUUCUCCGCGGUCUGCGGCCCUCCUCUCACGAGCAACACAGCCGUGGCCAAGGACGUCGGCAUUUAUGCUCACACAUUACAUCCCACUUAUUCGGUCAAGAACACUUUCAAGAAGAGCGCCACUCCCGCCAACUGCCUUGCCGUGAGCGAGAACCACGUCUUCGCUGCCCAGCAUGAGAAGGCCUACAUUCACGUCUACUCGAGGAUACGGGGCAAUCAAGAAGCUUUCAUCCCUCUGCCCGAGAGGAUACGAUGUUUGACGCUGGCCGGCCAUGUAUUGGUCAUGGGCACCGCAGAGGGCAGGCUCAUGCUGUGGGAGACUGGCACCGGGAGGCUGAUCUCUACACCACCCUGCCACGUCCAGGCCGUCUCCUGCGUCGUGGCGACGCCCUAUCACAUCCUCUCGGGCUCUGAGGACGCCAACGUCCACGUCUGGUCGCUCGCACCCCUGCUCCAGCUCGAGUCCCCGGGCGAAUACGAGCCGGACCGCAGCCUGACCAACCACAGGGCGGCCAUCACCUCCCUCGUCGCCAGCCAGAGCACCGCCCUCGAGAGCAACCUGUGCAUUUCCGCCAGCAGGGACAAGUCCUGCAUCAUCUGGAACUACCAGACCGGCACCGCCCUGCGCACCGUCCUCUUCCCCUCCGUGCCGCUCGCCAUCCUGCUGGACCCGACCACGCGCGCCCUGUGCGUCUCAGCCGAGGACAGCUCCCUGUACCUGGUCGAGCUGCUUGGGGAGAGGCCUCUCCUCGGCUCGCACAGCGGCGAGGUGGGCACGGCCGUAGCGCAGCCACCGUCGCCAUUUGGUGUGGCAGCUCCAGAGCACGGCCCGGCCACGUGUCUCGCCAUGAGCUACGAUGGCACCGUCCUUCUUUCGGGACAUCCGAAGGGCAGGAUCCUUCGGUGGAACCUGGCCGACAACAGCACGCCCGACGAGCUCGCCAACCUCAACGCCGCUGUGACCAACCUGGCCAUCAUGUCGCCCCUGCCUCCCGCCCAGAAGGGCGUCCAGGUCCAGACUGUGGUCAAGCCCACGCAGGCCGGCAAGGAGUACACGCUAAUCGCCCAGCUCGACGCCGAUCUCACGCAGGAAACUGCGUUCAGCUCCAUGAUGAACACGCCAGGCUUCUCCAAUGACGUGCUCCAGAGGGCCAUCUCUUCCCUGCAGCAGCCGGCCGGCGCCCCAUCGACGACCACUGGUGACCAGGAGCUCAAGCGGCAGAACGAAGAGCUGCUGCAGAUUAUCAGCGAACAGCGUGCUCUGUACAAGGACACGCUCAGCAAGCUCGCGGAAGCCAAGGCUGGACGUGGCUGA
Messenger RNA from Thyridium curvatum, 1332 nucleotides. RefSeq lists its product as uncharacterized. The coding region runs from base 1 to 1332 and encodes 443 amino acids. Gene Ontology annotation, biological process: DNA-templated DNA replication; rRNA processing. The record is from RefSeq and is a predicted model, not a curated record. Lineage: Eukaryota; Fungi; Ascomycota; Sordariomycetes; Thyridiales; Thyridiaceae. Gene Ontology annotation, cellular component: nuclear pre-replicative complex. The transcript is spliced from 2 exons. Gene Ontology annotation, molecular function: protein binding.